ACAGAUGAUGAUGGGCUUGAUGAUUGCUUACUGAAAUCUCAAGCCAGCACUUGUGUGUGUCUUGAUGUGUGUAGACGUGUCAGUGGAACAGAGCUCCGUUCUGAACGCGGUUUCCAUGGCCGAGGAGCUUCUUACAUCGCUGCGCUGCAGGUCUCCAUACAGCGGCCGUGUAGACUCGGCCCUCUCCUGCCUCAAGACCUUACAGCAGAGACUGCAGCCUCAGAAAUCCCCAGUAGAUGACAGAAGUGGUGACACUCUAAUGGCCGAUGCUGUUCAGGAUGUAGCUCCGCCUCUGCAUGCUUCUCAUCAGGAAGUGUGGGCUUUGUUCGAGAGCAUCUGGAACAAUGUGUGCCAUGUCAGCUCGGCUGUGUUCUCAGCACUGCACUUUUCUCCAGGCUCAGCGGGUUCAGUAGAGCCACGCUCCACGCCGCCUCCCCAGGAUGGCCUCAGCUGCCUCCACAGGCUCAAUACUGCUCUUGAGCAGCUGCUGGAGGCCUUUCAGAGAUCGCUUCCAUGGAACCACACUUCACUGCCAAGGACCUGUUUGAGUGCCUCUCUCACCAGGAGUACAGGUUACUUACGGAGAAGCUCUGUAUAGGAGGAGCGCAGCUGAUGGAACUGAGAGAGAACCUGCACCGCUGUGCAGCCGCUGUGUGCGGUACGAAUACCUACCAUCAGCAAACGGCUUCGCACUGACAACAACGUAAUCACGUCGCAGUUGAUCUGGCCCAGCCAGGUACUUAUUAUUCAGCUGGCUAAUACUGAAUACUAAUUCAAUAUUUACAUGCGAGAUGUGAACCAAAACCUCAUGAUCUGAUGGCAUACUUCUGGUUAUGUUCGUUUGGGUACUUGAGGACCAGAUUUUAGCAUUAAAUCUGAUCUCUACACCUAAUGAAUGCUGUUAGUUGUGUAUGAGCUAGUAAAUUGCAGAAAAAUUGGUUUCUCAUUUUAGAUAUUGUUUGGGGGUUUUUUUUCCCCCCCCAAAGUAUACGACCAUUCUGCUGUGAAUGCAGGAUGUUUUUUGGUUGUUUAAAUGUUUUUGUCAAUAGGCUCAGGAACCUACCUCAGAAUAAAUAAGGUGCUGAAUACAGCCAUGUCUAGAGCCUAAAAACCUUAAACUUGGCCAAUAAUAAUUAAUUAUCCAAAUCUACUGGGGAACAUUCAUUCAUUCAUUCAUUCAUUCUUUUAUGUUGCCUGGUGAGCGUUUAGCAUUUGUUGAGAACGGGUUAUUUUUUAUGACAAAUGCAUUUUAUAUUGAUUUAAAAAACGCUGUCAGUAAAUAUAUAUUUAUUCCUGAGUCAUUUGUGUCAUGUCAUGUCACGUUCUUGGCGUUUCCGUACCCCUUCCGUUUGAGGAAGUUAUUAUUGCCGGUCAUUGGCGACUCAGACACCGCACUGCCAACUCUAAAAGGAUCAGGACGGGAAGCGGAAGACGACACCGACUCUCGUUAACACAGUUAAGAUCUCUGACACAACUGCAAGUCGAGGUCAUGACAGGAUUUGGCUUUGUGUGUUUUGUUGUAGGCAGAUCGCACUCAGAGCAAGAGUCGGGCAAUGAAAGACCUUGAACUGUAAAGUUUCGAAUGUAAAUAACGUGAGUGACUGUAUGGGUUUACAGUGUAAAUUCAGAACUUAGAAACUCUAUCAAAAAUGUCUGCCUGA
Messenger RNA from Ictalurus furcatus (blue catfish), 1661 nucleotides. Its product is annotated as transcriptional protein SWT1-like. The record is from RefSeq and is a predicted model, not a curated record. Gene Ontology annotation, cellular component: nucleus. Bases 65 to 598 code for a protein of 177 amino acids. The transcript has 5 exons. NCBI's taxonomy places the organism in Eukaryota, Metazoa, Chordata, Actinopteri, Siluriformes, Ictaluridae.